GUGAUAAAGGGAUUUACAGUGAUAUUGUUUUUUCUCCAGGUCUUCAGGUGAAGGUGACUGGUGGACAUCAGGAUAAGACACUGACCUGUAUCACCACCUGUACUCUGGCUGACAACCCCACCUACAUCUGGUACAAGAACGGACAACAUCUAGAUGAGAGCACCUCCCCCCAGUACAAAGACCCAGUCUCCAGUAACUAUGAAGACAGUUACUCCUGUGCUGUAAAAGGCCAUGAGGAUCUCCUCUCUCCUGCAGUGUGUGUUCAGGGUCAGAGCUGCAGCAGAGUGAAUUACACCAAGAGGAGAAUCUGUGUCUUGAAGGGGUCAACAGUGGACAUAUCCUGUACUUAUGUUGGUUAUGAUUACAUCACAUCAACAUUCUGGUUUAGAAGUGAUAAGUCGACCCCUGAAGACCUAACCACAGACCCAGGGUAUGCAGGUCGUGUGGAGUACACUGGAACAUUUGAAGGUCCCUUCAUCCUGAGAAUCACAGAUCUGAGAGAGGAGGACUCAGCUGAGUAUCGCUUCACUUUUAAAACAUACAGCAUUGAAUGGGGUCAUAGUUUCCCAGGAACAACUCUGACUGUCACAGACCUGCAGGUGAAGGUGACUCCUGGCACAGUGACAGAAGGAUCAUGGGUUAUACUGACAUGUAGCACCACCUGUACUCUGACUGAAAUCCCCAACCCCACCUACAUCUGGUACAUGAACGGAGAAUAUCUAUUUUCUGACUCCUCUCCCCAGUAUCAAUACUCAGUCAGUAGAGGAGGUUCUGACAGCUACUCCUGUGCCUUAAGAGGCCAUGACAAACUUAGCUCUCCUGAAGUCACAGUGGAUACUUCUUCUCUGAACUGCUUGAGUGUGACCUACACCAGUAGAAGCAUCUGUUCCUUGAUACCAUCCGUGGACCUGCCUUGCACUGCCAUAUAUCCCACAGACCUGCAGGUGAAGGUGACUCCUGACACAAAGGCAGGGAAGAGGACACUGACCUGUAGCACCACCUGUACUCUGACUGACAACCCCACCUACAUCUGGGACAGGAACGGACAGUCUCUUGCUUGGCUCUCUUCCCAACAACACUCUCUCUGGAGUUCUGAAACAGAGAGUUACUCCUGUGCUGUUAAAGGCCAUGAGGAUCUCCGCUCUCCUGCAGUGUGUGUUCAGGGUUACAACUGCUGGAGGGUGACUUACACCAAGAGGAGAAUCUGUGUCUUGAAGGGCUCCACAGUGGACAUAUCCUGCUCUUACACUCAUCCCACUAGUUAUAUAGAACAAGGUUCAUUCUGGUUUACACAGAAAGACCCUGUAGAUGUCAGGUCAUAUCCAGAGUAUGCAGGUCGUGUGGAGUACAAUAGGAACACAGAGAACCACCACACCAUGACAAUAACACACCUGACAGAGAAGGACUCAGCUGAAUACAAAUUCAUCUUAAUAACAACAGAUGAGGGGAGAUUUUCUGGCCUUCCUGGUGUGAUGUUGACUGUCACAGAUAUCCUGUUGGAGAUGGAUCCUACGUCUGUGUCAGAGGGGGAGAGAGUCACACUGAGAUGUAGAACCAAAUGUACAGUCGGUCUCAACCCCACCUACAUCUGGUACAAGAACGGACAAAGUCUGACCAACCCAGUCACCAGUUAUAACAGCCUGAUCCUAGACCCAGUCAGCAGUGAGGAUGCAGGGAACUACUCCUGUGCUGUAGAAGGCUUAGAGAGAAUCCUCUCUCCAGAAGAGACUCUCACUGUCAGAUAUGGCCCAAAGAACACCUCAGUGUCAGUCAGUCCCUCUGGUGAAAUAGUGGAGGGCAGUUCAGUGACUCUGACCUGCAGCAGUGAUGCCAACCCACCUGUGGACAAAUACACCUGGUACAAGAAGAACGUAACCUCACCAAAAGCAUCAGGACAGAGUUACAGCAUCACUAACAUCAUCUCUGAGGACAGAGGAGAAUAUUACUGUGAGGCCCAGAAUGGAAGAGGAUCUAUGAACUCUACAGCUCUGAUGAUCAUUGUAGCAGGGAAACAAACAUCAGUUGUGACUGCAGCUGUAGGAAUCAUAGUGGUUGUUCUGAUUCUCAUCCUCUGUUUCUCUGGAUUCAUGUGGUUCAGGAGAUCCACAGGAGGAAGUGAUGCCACAGCAGACACACAGAGUGUCCGUCCUGACUGUAACAGUGACACGUACACAGCUCUGAACAUGAGGACCAUGUCCCCUGACUAUGACACUCUGAUAAGUGUCCAUCCUGACCCUAACAGUGAUACGUACACACCUCUGAACAUGAAGACCAGGUCACCAGAGUAUGACACCCUGGCAAAUGUGAGGGGAAUCUCCCACUGAAGAGUAUCACCACAGAACCUGGACUGAAGAGAACAACCACAGAUCCUGGACUGAAGAGAAGCACCAUAGAUCCUGGACUGAAGAGAGGCACCACAGAUCCUGGACUGAAGAGAACCACCACAGAUCCCAGACUG
Molecule: messenger RNA, 2458 nt
Organism: Oncorhynchus mykiss (rainbow trout)
Lineage: Eukaryota; Metazoa; Chordata; Actinopteri; Salmoniformes; Salmonidae
Source: RefSeq, a predicted model, not a curated record